AUCAGAUCGAGCAUAAGAAGUUCACCUAUAUGUUCAGGGAUUCAGCAACCGCGCUCACUCUUCCUGACCAGUUCCUCCUCUCCUCCUCUUCCUUUAAUUCAGCUUUCCUGCUUUCAUGUAAUCUCAAGUUAAUCUACAGAGGACCAUACGAAGCAUAUCAGUUGUUACUUUCGGUCAAGCUUGGGAAAGAUCAGAGCUUGAUAUAUAGGAGCGUUCAUGGAUGGAUAUUGGAGGGAGGUUGAAUGCAAGAAAGUGCAUGAUCCAUUGUUCUAUCCAAAUUUCCAUGAUUCGGAGGACUCCGGAUCGCUGCAGGGUCUCUGUACUUCCUGGAAGGAGCCAUUAUUCGUUCCGGGGCCGAUCAUCGUCGGCGGCGGGCCGUCGGGGCUGGCCGUGGCCGCUUGUCUCAAUGCGAAGGGCAUCCCGAGCGUUGUCCUGGAGCGAGCCCACUGCAUCGCCUCGCUGUGGCAGCUCAAAACAUACGACCGGCUCCGCCUCCACCUACCCAAGAAGCAUUGCGAGUUGCCCCUGACGCCCUUCCCCUCCUGGUUCCCCACCUACCCGACCAAGCACCAGUUCGUGUCCUACCUCGAGGCCUACGCGCGGGAGCACGGCGUCCGUCCGCGCUUCAACGAGACGGUGGUCGCCGCCGAGUACGACCCGGUGCUCGGCUUCUGGCGGGUGCGCACGACGAAGGGAUCGGCGGAGAGGCGGGAGUACUUGUGCCGGUGGCUGGUGGCGGCUACUGGGGAGAACGCCGAGGCGGUGGUGCCGGCGUUGGAGGGAGCGGCGGACUUCGGCGGGCCCAUCGUGCACACCAGCGCGUACAAGAGCGGCGACGCGUUCCGCGGCAAGAGAGUCCUCGUCGUGGGGUGCGGCAACUCGGGCAUGGAGGUGUGCUUGGACCUCUGCAACCACGACGCCAAACCUACCAUCGUCGUAAGAGACUCGGUGCACGUCUUGCCCCGGGAGAUGCUCGGCCGCUCCACUUUCGGGCUGGCCAUGUGGCUUCUCAAGUGGCUUCCAUUGUGGAUGGUGGACGGACUGUUGCUGCUCCUCGCUCGGCUCAUGCUCGGGAACACAGCCAAGUUUGGCCUGAGACGGCCGCAGCUCGGCCCGCUUCGCCUCAAGUCGCUCUCCGGCAAGACCCCUGUCCUCGACGUUGGCACGCUCGUCCUCAUCAAAUCUAAACACAUAAAGGUGAGGCCAGCUGGCAUAAAGAAGCUCAUGAAACACAGGGCCGAGUUCGUCGACGGUACGACGGAGGAAUUCGAUGCGGUCAUCUUAGCGACAGGUUAUAAAAGCAACGUACCGUGUUGGCUCAAGGAGAAGGACGGGUUGGGCAGUGGGUGGGAAGGGAAGACUAGAGAAGGGCUUUACGCUGUUGGAUUCAGCAAACGGGGGCUUUUGGGCUCCUCGCUGGACGCAAACAGGAUUGCUGGAGAUAUUGAGGAACGCUGGAAAUCUGAAUUGGAGAAGAUAAAGUGACCUUCGCUUGUUCGAUUGCAUUUUGAUAUCGUACUUCUAACCUUACGUAACAAAUUAAAGAUCAAGGAACUAAAAGGAAAAGGAAAUCGAGGUUUUUGUAAAAUUGUAGAAGCUACGUCCGUUUAAAUUUUGUGGCAGUCUAAGUGAAAGUCACGACUCACUUGGAUUGAGUGGGUUUGGAUUAGCUAGUGACGUGCGAGUUUGCGUGGAAAAUGUGUUUUUCCGCUUUUAAUUUCGUGUGUUUUUUAUAAUUAACUGUAAAUAUUAUCUAGUCAUUAUUUUGACUGUUUUUGUCUGGUAAACGUUGUA
Messenger RNA from Zingiber officinale, 1794 nucleotides. Its product is annotated as indole-3-pyruvate monooxygenase YUCCA2-like. The record is from RefSeq and is a predicted model, not a curated record. Bases 217 to 1485 code for a protein of 422 amino acids. Gene Ontology annotation, biological process: auxin biosynthetic process. Gene Ontology annotation, molecular function: NADP binding; N,N-dimethylaniline monooxygenase activity; flavin adenine dinucleotide binding. Lineage: Eukaryota; Viridiplantae; Streptophyta; Magnoliopsida; Zingiberales; Zingiberaceae. The transcript is spliced from 4 exons.